Molecule: messenger RNA, 1985 nt
Organism: Physella acuta
Lineage: Eukaryota; Metazoa; Mollusca; Gastropoda; Physidae
Product: TBC1 domain family member 10B-like
Biological process (GO): regulation of GTPase activity
Molecular function (GO): GTPase activator activity; small GTPase binding
Source: RefSeq, a predicted model, not a curated record
CCCCAAGAAGGCAGGGUGCACUCUUCCUCCGCCCUUUUCAAUUAUUCUACGAUGCUUUAUGUUUUUAAGUUUCAUCAAACGCGCACUAGCACAUGAGCCAUCAACAAAGUACGUGAAAUCAGUGCAAGUGAUAAUGGAACAUUUUUUCUUGAAAAUGCUGAGGUGAUACACACCUCCUGACACACACGACUUUGCCCAUGGCAAUGGCAUAUCCGCCCAGUGCUAACGGAGACGCAGGAUCCCCCAGGAGUAAUGGAGGUUCUCCCAGUGGCCAUGAGCUGGCCAAUGGGGAUCUUGCUGACCCUGAUAGCUCCACAGUGACGACGGAUCGCUAUGGUUUCCUGGGUGGAAACCAGUACACUGAUCCUGACAUGGAAAGAAGAUUGCCACAAGAAAAACUCAGGAAGAGAGAGACAAAAUGGCUGGACAUGUUCAUCAACUGGGAUAAAUGGAUGUCUAAACGGUUCAAAAAGGUUAGAGAACGUUGUAGAAAAGGUGUCCCCCCAUCAUUGAGAGCCAGAGCUUGGCAGCAUCUGUGUGGUAGUAACUUCACCAUGGAACAGAACAAAGGGUUGUUUGAGUCUUACUUGAGGCUACCUGGGGAUCCCAAGUGUAUUGACGACAUCAACAAGGACCUGGAUCGCCAGUUUCCUCUCCAUGAAAUGUUUUUAUCUAAAGGAGGUGUGGGGCAAGAAUCGUUGUUUGAAGUUCUAAAGGCCUACACCAUUCACCGUCCUAUAGAAGGCUACUGCCAGGCCCAGGCACCCAUUGCUGCACUGCUGCUGAUGCACAUGCCAGUAGAGCAGGCCUUCUGGUGUCUGGUGGCUAUUUGUGACAAGUACAUCACUGGCUACUAUAGCCCUGGUCUGGAGGCAAUACAACUAGAUGGUGAUGUGUUGUUUGGUCUGCUUAAAAAAACAAGUCCUGGGGUCUAUAAACACAUGAGAAAACAACACAUUGAGCCAAUCAUGUUUAUGACGGAGUGGUUUAUGUGUGUCUACACCCGCACACUGCCCUGGACCAUAGUCUUGAGGUUGUGGGACCAGUUUCUUUGUGAAGGUGUGAAGGUUCUGUUCCGUGUUGGGCUGGUCCUACUCAAGGUGGUGCUGGAGGGCCAGGAAAAGCUGGCCCAGUGCCCCACAUUUUUUGAAACCCUGGAAAAGUUGAGGCUCCGGAAUCUUCCACAUGAGCUGCAGGAUGAGGACUUUUUAUUCAGGGAGUCUCUGCGUUUGGGAAUUAGUGAGCGAGACAUGGAGAGGGAACACCAGAAACAGAUAGCCAGACGGAAGGCAGCGAGAGAGGCCAAAGAGAAGGAAAGUUUAGCCCUGUCUGGGCAGGGACCUGUGGGAAGAAAAGAUGUGAGGCAGAAAAAGAGAUCAUAAAAAACAUUCUCAUUUGGUUGAUACUGGUUGAAAAAUCUGGCAUAUACUUUUUAUAAAAAGCAAAGCCAAUGCAAAGAAUGCAUGCCGUGCCAUGGAAUUCAUUUAAAAAAAAACCCAGUAAGAUGUACAUUUGAAUCAAACAGGUUUAAUCAAUGAAAUAUUCCUGUAGAUACAACAAAGAUCAACUUUAAAAAAAAAACUUAUCAAAGACUCUUUAAAAAGUGAUUUUGUGAUAAAAAUGGAAAGGAGAAAAACUUAUUGCAAGAUAAACUUCAAUGCGUGUAUGUGUGUGCAUGUUGAUGGACCUGGAUUCCAGCCAAAGCAUGGACUCCAUUUUUGCCAUUCCAGAAUUAUAUCUUUCAUAUUGUCCUGUGGCUUGUGGGUGAGUCAACUCAAGCCUUUCCAGCAAGUUGUGAUAACUCUCGUGUGUUAGAAUCACCAUCAAGAGCGUUUUAUUCCCUGUCUGCUUUGGAUGUAUCUAGUAUAUCACAGAUAUUUAUCUGUUUGGAUGUACCCUGUAUAUCACAGAUAUUUGUCUGUUUUGGAUGUAUCCUGUAUAUCACAGAUAUUUGUCUGUUUUGGAUGUAUCCUGUAUAUCACAGA